UGUGUUUUUGGUGUGAAACUGCCGCUCCGGGAAGAAACAAAAACUCUCCGGAACUGAGACAGAGGAGGAAGAUCACUUCGACCGAAGACACAGGAAGCAACAUUUAUAUCCCCGAUCAAAAACCGGUAAACGAUGGCACAGUGCGCGGCGAUGACCUCCGGUUCUACCGGUAACUGCAGCGGUGACAAGACGAGGAAAGUCGCCCUCAUCACCGGCAUCACCGGGCAGGAUGGAUCAUACUUGGCUGAGUUUCUCAUUGAGAAAGGCUAUAAGGUUCAUGGGAUCCUUCGCAGGUCCAGCUCCUUCAACACUGGCCGCAUCGAGCACCUUUACCAUAACCCACAGACACACACGGGAGGGACAGGACCUGAUGGUUCAGAAGGGAAUAUGACGUUGCACUAUGGAGACUUAACUGACAGUACUUGCCUGGUCAAAAUUAUCAAUGAAGUCAAACCCACAGAAAUCUACAACCUUGGAGCACAGAGUCAUGUGAAGAUUUCCUUCGACCUGGCAGAAUACACUGCAGACGUCGACGGUGUGGGGACGUUGCGUUUGCUGGACGCGAUAAAGACAUGCGGCUUGACGAAUAAUGUGCGCUUCUACCAGGCCUCCACCAGCGAGCUGUACGGCAAAGUGCAGGAGAUCCCACAGAAAGAGACCACGCCGUUCUACCCUCGCUCACCUUACGGUGCUGCUAAGCUCUAUGCCUACUGGAUAGUAGUGAAUUUCAGGGAGGCGUAUAAUAUGUAUGCUGUGAAUGGAAUCCUCUUCAAUCAUGAAAGCCCUAGAAGAGGCUCUAACUUUGUGACACGGAAAAUUAGCCGUUCAGUGGCAAAGAUCCAACUCGGCCAAUUACAGUGCUUCAGUCUGGGUAACCUGGACUCCAAGAGAGACUGGGGCCAUGCCAAAGACUAUGUAGAGGCUAUGUGGAUGAUGUUGCAGCAGGAUGAGCCAGAUGACUUUGUCAUAGCUACAGGGGAGGUCCACAGCGUGAGAGAGUUUGUUGAGAAAGCCUUCAAACACGUGGGCAUAACCAUUGUGUGGGAGGGGAAGGAUGAGAACGAGGUAGGCAAGUGUCAGAAGACAGGAGUCAUCUAUGUCAAAGUAGACUCUAAGUACUACCGUCCCACUGAAGUGGACUAUCUGCAGGGAGACGGCACUAAAGCUCUUACGAAACUUGGCUGGAAGCCACGCGUGACCUUCGAGGAGCUUGUUAAAGAGAUGGUGGAUGCAGAUAUUGCGCUCAUGAAAAGCAACCCAAAUGCAUAAGCCCGCAGGCUAACAGCACAUCUACAUACCAUGGACCUGUGUGUGUGACCAAGAAAGAACGCGCUUUACUCUGUAGAUUUUUUGUUUUGUUUUGUUUUUUCCCCAGGCACUAUGUCCUGUCUGUAAAUCCUGCAUUUGGCAUUUCACAUUCCUUUUAUAAUGUCAUAUGUCUAAUCAUGAGCAUGUGUGGGGGCUCUUAGCUUUUUAUUUUAUUAUUAAUAUAUAUAUAUAUAUAUAUAUAUAUAUAUAUAUAUAUAUAUAUAUAUAUAUAUGUGUGUAUAUAUAUAUAUAUAUAUAUAUAUAUAUAUAUAUAUAUAUAUAUAUAUAUAUAUAUAUAUAUUAGUGCCUUUAAGUGUCAUCAUUGUGGUAAGGGUAUUAGGAUAUACUGAGUAGUUGUAGUUUUAUAACAGUUUACAGCAGGACUAUUUUCUAGAUAAAUGUUGAUUAAUUUCUGAAAAAGGAUUUCUAAAGGUUUAUAUAAGCUGGAAUCUGUCUUUAAAAUAUGUUUAAAUGAUUUUUAAUGUUAGCUUAAUCAUGCUAUCUUUAAUAUUUAAUAGUUUGUUUUGUGUUUUUUUUUUAUAAAAUUUGCAUAUUUAAUUAUUUUUUUCUUUGAUUUUGUUCAUUAAAAGGGGAUUCAAAUUCUA
Molecule: messenger RNA, 1913 nt
Organism: Silurus meridionalis
Lineage: Eukaryota; Metazoa; Chordata; Actinopteri; Siluriformes; Siluridae
Gene: gmds
Product: GDP-mannose 4,6-dehydratase
Exons: 12
Coding region: 133-1269 (378 amino acids)
Biological process (GO): GDP-mannose metabolic process
Molecular function (GO): GDP-mannose 4,6-dehydratase activity
Source: RefSeq, a predicted model, not a curated record